This is a messenger RNA of Nanorana parkeri, 2439 nucleotides long. It is a transcript of the gene WDR27, whose product is annotated as WD repeat domain 27. The transcript has 24 exons. Lineage: Eukaryota; Metazoa; Chordata; Amphibia; Anura; Dicroglossidae. Bases 1 to 2439 code for a protein of 812 amino acids. Gene Ontology annotation, molecular function: protein binding. The record is from RefSeq and is a predicted model, not a curated record.
AUGACUGAAGCGUCUUCCAUGGAAGAUAUAUGUGUUCGGCCUUCAGUUUAUGAGACGCGAUCUACAGUAUCCAACUCUCCUCUAUCCCAUGUGCAGCUUGCUUGUACUCACAAGUAUUGUGCUUUCCCGUGGAAUAAAAAUGAGCUCUGCAUCUGGGACACAGCUAACCAACAUGCAGAGCCUAUGAUUCUUAAAGGACAUCACCAACCCAUAACUGCAGUGGCAAUAAAACAGAAUGGGGAUCAAUGGCUUGCUUGCUCUGCUUCACAAGAUUAUGUCAUUACAUGGAAUCUGAAUGACUGCACACGAAAUGUGCUUCAAGGAUUAAUACCUCAUGGACUUGUCAUUGGAACACUCAUGGGUGAUGUUCAGCAUUUAGCUUUCCACUCUAAUGAAAAGCUGGUUGUUACAUGCGCAGGAACCAGAGUAUUUAUACUUCAUUCUCAGAGAGAAGAAAUACUUGCAGAGUUGACAAUACACCAGGGACUAGUAAAUGGAGCUGAAUUUUGGCUUAACAAUUUCCUUGUGUGCAUUUCUGAAGACAGAACAUUUUCGAUAUGGGACUACCAUUCAGGACAUUUGGUUUUCCAGUCUGGAAUAAUAUCAGCUUUCCCACUUUUGAAGAUGUACAUCGAUGAAGAAAAUGAGCAGCUGGUUACAGGGUGUGCUGAUGGAAUGUUACGAGCCUUCAGUUUGGUAAAAGGUCACAAUUUUCGAUGUCUGUGUAACAUUGAUCUUCGAAAGGAGAAACUGAAAUUCUACAGGCGGUUUGAAAGGUCCGGUCAGUCAGAAAGAUCAGAGAUGGCCGGUACUAAAAGUUUGGGAAAUGAAGUGGAUUCUGGCCUUCCCAUACUUCAUAUAAUGAAAUAUAGGCAACAACUACCAGAAUUAUACAUGCCACUUCUUGGAAACCCUGCUCUUAUGUGUAUAGGAAGUUCUACUGAUAUACUUCUAACCAAUAUGGCUACAUCUGAAGUGGAAGCUGUUUUACAUUAUGAAGAUUAUGAUGACCUCAGCAUCUAUUUGGCUGGAUCAAUAUCAAUGUCAUUUAAAACUGGAAAGAAAGAUUUUUGCUUAAUUGCCUCAAUGUUUGAAAGUCACAUAUCACUUCUGGAGUUUGACACCUGUGCUUUGUGGCGAUUUCAACAGCACAAACUACUGUCCUGUGCAUUCGAGACUAAUUUGUCUAUUGUCUCCAGUAAUCCUCUGUUAUCAACAUCUCCAUUAUGUUCUCAUGUUCCUAAAAAAUCUGCCAAUGCCAAGACAAAUGUUUUGCAGACAAAAACUAAAGACCAACCACUAGUUUUUAACAACAAAAUCAAGUCAUCUGGAUACACUGCUGCGCCAAGGAUGAAAAUGUUUUCACCAAAAACCAACUUUAAAAAAAUUCAGUUUUCAGCAGUAAGGAAGGAAGUCACAAGUGAAUUUAAAAAAGAAUACCCAGUGGAUUCCGCGGCACCCAGCAAUCUACAGAGACAGAUAACUUUAUCAAACAGACCAACAUCUGUCGGUUGUAUUCAGUACUCGGGCGAUGGAAUGAAACUUGCAUGUGGAUUAUCCGAUAAGUCUCUGUUGGUAUUCAGUUCCACAUUAAAAGGAGAACCAGCAGUUUUUACAGGACAUGAUGGUGCAAUCAAUGGUUUGGGCUGGAGCUACAACAGAAAUUGGUUGGUGUCUACCUCUGAUGAUAGAACAGUGAGGAUUUGGAAUGCAAAAACUACCGCUCUAGAGCUUGUUUUGGGUAAGGAAAUGUUCUCUAGGCCUGUUCGUUUCCCCCAGUUUUACUACAUGGAUACCUUUAUUCUUUUGGCAUCUGGAGCAGAGAUUCAUCUCAUGAAAUAUCAUCUGGAUAAUUCCAAAAAUGACUUGAAACGGUAUGAACAGAAGAGUGUAUGUAAAACAGUUGAAAAGUUUCAUCUGGACUCAGUGGAGAUUACUGGCAUUUCAGCGGUGAAUGACUUCUACUCCCAUAUUGUCCUUGCGGCGGGAACUAACCAUACUGUAGAGGUUUUCGAUCUAAAUGUGGGUCGCAGAGUCACGACAAUUCCAGAUGUCCAUUCAAGAGCAGCUCAUCAGAUCUGUCAAAAUAAGGGUUCUGCUUUUAGUACCCAGCCCACUGAAGCCUAUAAUCUUUUUGUGACCAUGGCCAUUGGUGAUUCUCUAAAGUUAUGGGAUAUUAGGACAUUAAGGUGCGUACGUCAUUUUGAAGGUCAUGUGAAUCGGCACCUUCCCUGUGGUGUUGCCAUCAGUCCUUGUGGAAGAUUUAUUGCAUGUGGAUCUGAAGACAGAUGUGCCUAUAUUUAUGAAACACGAUUUAGUACAUAUUUGGAGAAACUGAAGGAACACACAGAAUCUGUCAUCAACGUAGCCUUCAGUCCAUCUACAGCACAGCUUACCACAUGUACAGUGGAUGGAACACUACAAAUGUUUUCUUCUUGA